This is a messenger RNA of Haliotis rufescens (red abalone), 695 nucleotides long. RefSeq lists its product as uncharacterized. The transcript has 3 exons. NCBI's taxonomy places the organism in Eukaryota, Metazoa, Mollusca, Gastropoda, Lepetellida, Haliotidae. The record is from RefSeq and is a predicted model, not a curated record. Bases 189 to 509 code for a protein of 106 amino acids.
CCGCGUUGUCCACAAUAGUGGGAUUACCGUGGAAGCACUGCCAGAACCGACAGUAUUUGGAGGGUAGAUACCGCUUGACUUCGAGUUGAGCAGUCGGGUGUUUAAGUGCUCGUGAAGUGUUGACAUAGCUGUUAUGGUAACUAGUUUGUACAAGAAAGCGGUAUAAGGGAAAUAACUCUAGUGUAACGAUGACGUCCGAGUCCUCAGUCAAUCCCCCCAGCAGUAAGCUCCCCUGGGGCACAAUCCUCAAGCCGAAGUACGGCCUCGGCCACCAGAAGCUGAGCGAGGAAGAGAUCGAGGCUGUGGUGGCGAGGUUGAACCAAGUCUCGGAGUCAAAGGAACCGACUUUCAACAGACCGAACAAAAAUAUGAGUCAAGAUGAAAUAAAUGAAAUGCUUGAAAGAUUAACCAAAGCUCAGGAUAUUCCCGACAGUGACCGGCGUGUUGUCAAGUCUAUCUACAAAGACAUGGGUGUGGUCGCAUCGUACGCAUGGAAGGGGUUCAACUAGAGGAGACAUGGAUUGGAUGAUAUACAUUCUGGGGAACACACGCCACUUGUGAAUGAUGUACAACGCACGUAUGCGUGAAUGGUGUCCGUCAUUUCUGAGAUGUCUUGUCAUGUAUUAUAAAUGAACAUUAAUUUAUUUUCAUGUGUGAGUCACUUCACCACCAUAAAUAAACUACCUACACAAUCA